UUCCCACUGGUCUCCUGUCUUCUUUUUUGGUUUUUGAGAGAUCGCCGGUCUCCUUCACGAAAACCAAACCUCAUCAUUUUACACACCAAAAAAAAAAAAAAAAAAAAACCAAAAAAAUUAAUCAAACACAAAUUCCAUCAUAAAAUUCUAAUUAUUUAUUUUACAAUAAUAAUUAAAUUGAAUUUUUAUAAGACCACUUCUCUAAUAUUAUUUCUUUUUCUCUCUAAUAUUAUUUCUUUUUCUCUCUAAUAUUAUUAUAGAUUUUUUGUUCAAUUCUUCGAACUUUGAAAAGCUGAUAUGUUGGGAUUUGGGUUUGUUCAAUACUAUAAGUACGAAUUGAUAUUGAGAAGAAGACGGCUUCCGAGGUUAUAUGUUUUGAACGAUGAAUCAAAGUAUGUUUAGAGUGCUGCUGUUGCUUUUGUAAAUACUAUUAAUUUUCGAUUAAGAAUUGGGUUAUUGGUUGUUAUGAUUAUUGUGAUUAGAUGGGUUUUUUAGCCUGUGAAUUGUUUGUGUGAAGAGUGGUUGUUUUGUUGUAUACUGUUUAAGGUUAUCGGAAUCAAGGCCAUAGAAGGUUGGGGUUUUGAGGUUGUGUAUUAAGUCAGUUUGGGUGUAGUGUGUUUGUGUGUGUGGUUUGUUGAAGAUGACGGAUAUCCGGCCAUUGCAGCAAAAGGCUGAGAGUGCAACUGAUGCUCGGGCGAAUUUUGAGCGUGGACUAGAGGAGCUUAUGCGUGGGCAUUUGGAUGAUUGUAUGUCAUACGCCACGUGUAGCUCAGCUCGAAAUACUGAGGACGAGGAUGAGGAGAGUGAUCAGCUUGUGCGUAGAAGGCGGAGGUCUGAUCUUGAAGGGGAUGAUCUAGCAGAGUCUUCUGCUGCUAGGAGACGGCACUCAAGAAGGUGGGCUGCGAGGCAAGCGCAAGAGAUGAUUACCACUAUUGAGAGACGGAACCGGGAGUCGGAGUUGAUGGCUCUUGCAGGCUUGCAUCCUGUUUCCAUGCUUGAUUAUUCUUUUUUGAGGGAAUCUCAGUCUCCAAAUUCACGCAGGUCGGGAACAGUGGAAAGGCCAAGUACUCGGGCUUCUGCUAUCUUGCAAAUGUGGCGAGAAUUGGAGGAUGAUCAUGAGUUGAAUCGUGCUAGAGAGAGGGUUAGGGAGAGACUGAGGCAUCAAAGGAGCAUGGACAGCAAUACUGAUGUCUCAACCAUAACAAUGUCGGAAAGUAGAGCAGAUGAGAAUCAGGGUAGUGUGGAGGAUGCAAGUGAGAGUGAGCAAGAUUUUGGGGCUUGGUCUCAUGAUCAGAUGGAGAUCCGCAACGAACAGGGGAAUACUAAUCAUUCUAGCAGAGAGCAAUCUCCUGAUCUUGGUGAAGUGGAGAGGGAGAGGGUGAGACAGAUUGUUCGUGGAUGGAUGGAGAGUGGGAUAAGUGAACGCUCUUCUGAUGCCGCAGGGAGGAUUAAUAACCCUAGAGGAGAAUGGCUUGGUGAGACUGAACGUGAACGGGUGAGGCUUGUGAGAGAGUGGGUGCAUGCAUCAAGUCAGCAAAGAACACGGGGAGGACGUACGGAAGAUCAACUUGUUGGAUUAGGAGCUGAAGUGAAUCAGGUUCAUGGUGGCCUUGUUCGCCAGGAAGAAGGUCAGACAGAGCACAUUCGGAGAGAUUUGUUGAGAUUACGUGGAAGGCAAGCUUUAAUAGACCUGCUUAUGAGAAUAGAACGUGAAAGACAGAGGGAGCUUCAGGGUUUAUUAGAUCAACGAGCUGUUACAGAUUUUGCUCAUCGUAAUCGCAUUCAGUCAUUUCUCAGAGGUAGAUUUUUGAGGACUGAAAGAACUACUGAGGAUGAAAGGCCGCCUUCAGUUGCUGCAAGUGAAUUACUUCAGUUGAGACAGCGAAACACUGUUUCUGAUUUGAGAGAAGGUUUUCGCUCUAGAGAGUCCAGCCUAGAAACUAUUGUACAUGGUCAAACAAUGAGCAACUCUGGGGCCUCAUUUGGCGAUCCAGGAAGUGAUUUUCCAAUUGAUCAGGAACGACUUGACUUUCCAAUUGAGGUUCAUGGUUUGAAUUCGCACCAACUGCAAUCUAGGGUCCAUGGUGAUGGAGUUAGUGAGUUCACAAAUAAUACCAUAAUUUUGCCUGAUGAAGCUUCUGCUGAUCUCUUGGUUGGGGAAGAAAGUGCUAUUCAUAGGGGGGAUUGGCAGGAACAGGUCACAGGAGAUGAGCAGAGGAACUUGCCGCAGCCAAAUUCUGCAGUUCUUAAUCAAUGGAGAGAUAACUCGCAGUCAAAUGUGAAUGGUAAUUGGCAGGAAACUGCAGGAAAUGCUUGGCGGCCGACUGCUGAAGGGAAUGAUAGUGAAGAAGAGAAUAAUUUAACUGGUCAACAAAUUUGGCCUGACAAUGGUUCUCGAGCAACAUUAGGGACUUUGUCUCGAGAGUUUUCUAAUCCUCCACGAAUUCGACGUGGCAUUUCAACUAGACAAGUCAAUAGAUUUCACCCUCCUGAUGAUAAUGUUUACAGCAUGGAGCUUCGUGAACUGCUUAGCAGGAGGAGUGUUUCAACUCUUCUUCAUAGUGGAUUCCGUGAAAGUCUGGACCAAUUGAUACAAUCUUAUGUGCAAAGGCAAGGUCGUGCUCCUGUUGAUUUGGAUCUUCAUAGAAAUUUGCCCACUUCUGUUACAUCACGGCGUGAUCUGGAGUCUCAACCAGAGGAAUCAAAUGCCAGUGAUACAGACAAUCGAGUACCUCUUGUUCAUCCAUCUCCACCUGUACCGCCUCCACAGCCCCUCUGGCAACGGACUAUUCAUCAUGCUAACUGGUCUAGGCAUAGCAUGCAUCGUUCAGAGCUGGAGUGGGAGAUGAUGAAUGAUCUUCGAGCAGAUGUUGCUAGGCUUCAGCAAGGUAUGAACCACAUGCAGAGGAUGCUAGAAGCCUGCAUGGACAUGCAGGUUGAGUUGCAGCGUUCUGUUCGGCAAGAGGUUUCCGCAGCUUUAAAUCGAUGUACUGGUGGACAAGGUGCUGAGACCUCCGAGGACGGCUCCAGUUGGGGACAUGUGAGGAAGGGGACAUGUUGUGUUUGUUGUGACAACCAUAUUGAUUCUCUGUUGUACAGAUGUGGCCACAUGUGCACCUGUUUGAAGUGUGCGAAUGAGUUGGUUCGUGGUGGAGGCAAGUGCCCUUUGUGCAGGGCACCCAUUGUUGAGGUCAUCCGAGCUUAUUCGAUACUGUAAAUAAUGAACAUUUGUAAGGGAAUGAAAAGGAAAACAAAGCCCAAGUGAAGAGAACGAGUGAUGAAUAUUUUAUGGAUAGCCAUUCUUUUGCGUCACCUUCUGGAUAGUGCUCUCCAGGGCUUUUUCGUCUAGUUGCCAUUGUUCCCCCCUAUCAUAUGUGCAGCUUAUUAUGCGGUGUAUAAUUGAGUUAUUAUAUGGCAUAUAUCUGAUUCUGCAUUUCCUCAAUAAAAACGUGAUCAAUUCUUUCUCA
This is a messenger RNA of Chenopodium quinoa (quinoa), 3467 nucleotides long. RefSeq lists its product as uncharacterized. The record is from RefSeq and is a predicted model, not a curated record. The transcript has 8 exons. NCBI's taxonomy places the organism in Eukaryota, Viridiplantae, Streptophyta, Magnoliopsida, Caryophyllales, Amaranthaceae. The coding region runs from base 641 to 3217 and encodes 858 amino acids.